GCGGCGGCAGCGGAGGGACUUGCAAACGUGGCUGGCCGGGCUGGGCGCCUGAGUCCAAAGCGGCCACUUGGAGAGCGCCUCCGGCAGGACUGGACCCGGCACGGUGUUCCCCUGCCUCUCGGAACCGGGGGCGCUCCGCCGGCCGCCUUGCCUGGGGAGCCUCCUCCUCCUCCGCGCCGCCUCGCAACUCCGCCUUUGUCUGGGUGCGCGCGGGCGACCUGCAGCGCCGAAGACGCGCCGCCGUCGGUGGUGCCUGCGCCCCCCGCGCUCGCCUCCUCGGCCAUGCAGAAGCUGCUGCAGCAGCUGCCCGCCAGCGCGGCCAACUUGGUGAAGUCCCAGCAGGCGGCGGCGGCGGCGGGCCAGGAGGCCAAAAGCCCCGUCCUGGUGCCCGAUGGCGCGCAGCAGACGUGGUACAGCACCCUGGAAGGCGACGAGUUUCGGCUCCUCAAGGCGCCCGACCAGGAAGCCGCCCCCCGCCAGGAGAGCAGCCUCGACGGCGGCGUGGCGCAGCCGCUACGGCAUGACGAUCUAAAGGAGAUGCUGGACAGUAACAAGGAUUCGCUGAAGCUUGAGGCCAUGAAGAGGAUUGUUGCGAUGAUUGCUCGAGGCAAGAAUGCAUCUGAUCUCUUCCCUGCUGUGGUAAAAAAUGUCGCUUGCAAGAAUAUAGAGGUGAAGAAGCUGGUGUAUGUCUAUCUGGUCCGAUACGCAGAAGAACAGCAAGACUUGGCCUUGCUCUCCAUCUCUACCUUCCAGCGAGGCCUCAAGGAUCCCAAUCAGCUGAUCCGAGCCAGCGCCCUCCGGGUUCUCUCCAGUAUCCGCGUGCCUAUCAUUGUGCCUAUCAUGAUGCUGGCCAUCAAAGAGGCAGCGUCGGACAUGUCCCCGUAUGUGCGGAAAACGGCAGCUCACGCCAUCCCCAAGCUAUACAGCCUUGACUCAGACCAGAAAGACCAAUUAAUAGAGGUCAUUGAGAAGUUGCUGGCGGAUAAGACAACGCUGGUGGCUGGCAGUGUGGUGAUGGCCUUUGAGGAGGUCUGUCCAGAGCGCAUUGAUCUCAUCCACAAGAACUAUCGCAAGCUAUGCAACCUGUUGAUUGAUGUGGAGGAGUGGGGCCAGGUGGUGAUCAUCAACAUGCUGACACGCUACGCCCGCACCCAGUUCCUCAGCCCCAACCAAAACGAGUCCCUCUUGGAAGAGAGUGCCGAAAAAGCAUUUUAUGGAUCUGAAGACGAAGACUCCAAGGACGACAAGGCAGAGCCGGCAUCCCUAGUGAAGCGCAAGCCUUACGUCAUGGACCCCGACCACCGCCUGCUCCUGCGCAACACCAAGCCCCUGCUGCAGAGCCGCAAUGCAGCGGUGGUGAUGUCUGUUGCCCAGCUCUACUUCCACCUCGCUCCGAAGGCUGAAGUUGGGGUCAUCGCUAAGGCACUGGUGCGUCUCCUCAGGAGCCACAGUGAGGUGCAGUACGUGGUGCUUCAGAAUGUGGCCACCAUGUCCAUUAAGCGCAGGGGAAUGUUUGAACCGUACCUCAAAAGCUUCUACAUCAGAUCAACUGAUCCUACCCAGAUCAAGAUCCUCAAGCUGGAAGUUCUGACCAACCUUGCAAAUGAGACGAACAUUUCCACCAUCCUGCGUGAGUUCCAGACCUACAUCCGGAGCAUGGAUAAAGACUUCGUGGCGGCCACCAUCCAGGCCAUCGGCCGUUGUGCCACCAAUAUUGGCAAAGUGCGCGACACCUGCCUCAAUGGGCUUGUCCAGCUGCUAUCCAACCGAGAUGAGCUGGUUGUGGCUGAGUCUGUGGUCGUCAUUAAGAAACUCCUGCAGAUGCAGCCGUCUCAGCAUAGCGAGAUCAUCAAACACAUGGCUAAGCUGACUGACAACAUCCAGGUCCCCAUGGCCCGGGCCAGCAUCUUAUGGCUGAUCGGCGAAUACUGUGAGCAUGUGCCCAAGAUUGCCCCCGAUGUGCUGCGCAAGAUGGCCAAAUCCUUCACCUGUGAGGAGGACAUUGUGAAGUUGCAGGUCAUCAAUUUGGCAGCCAAGCUCUACCUGACCAACUCCAAGCAGAGCAAACUGCUGACCCAGUACGUGCUGAACCUAGCCAAGUACGACCAGAACUAUGACAUCCGGGAUCGCGCCCGCUUUAUCCGCCAGCUCAUUGUGCCCACCGAGAAGAGUGGCGCCCUCAGCAAGUAUGCCAAGAAGCUUUUCCUGGCACAGAAGCCUGCCCCCAUCUUAGAGUCGUCUUUCAAAGACCGUGACCACUUCCAGCUGGGCUCCCUCUCACACCUCCUCAAUGCCAAAGCUGUGGGCUACCAGGAGCUCCCCGACUGGCCCAACGAGGCUCCGGACCCCUCCGUGCGCAAUGUGGAGGAAGAGUGCAUUGGCCCCGUGGAAAGCAAUAUUGGGCUGUUGGGUGAACCGAUAGAGGUCCCAGAAUGGACCAAGUGCACCAGCCGCGAGAAGAGGAAGGAGAAAGUGGAUAAGCCGUUCUACUCCGAUUCGGAGGGGGAAUCCGGGGCGACAGAAUCUGCUGACAGUGAGCCCGAGACGCUGAGCGGGUCCGAAAGUGAAAGUGCCAGUGAGAGCGGUUCUGGUUCUGGCAGCGAAGAAGAGGAUGAGGAAGAUGAGGAUGAGGAAGAGAGUGAGGACCAGUCGGAAGAGAAGGAGAAGAAAAAGAAGAGAAAGCAGCCUCCAAGGAAAGGAUCGUUAGAAAGCGCUGGAAGUGACCAGGAGGAAAGCAGCAAGAAAAAGCAGCUGCCGCGGGAAGGGAAAGGUGGGUCAGAAUCGUCCUCUGAGGAGGGGAGCCUUUCCGAGAGCAGUUCGUCAGAGUCUGACUCUGGCUCUGAACCAGAAGAAUCCCAAUUGGAGAAGGAGGCGACGAAGAAAAAGUUGCCUCCCAGCGGCAAACCUGUUCCGAAAGCAUCCAAGAAAGGAGCAAAGGAGAUCUCCCUGCUUGACCUGGAUGAUUUCACACCUCCUCCCCCACAGCCAGUUGCCUCCAGCCCCAUAGUCUCUACCAGCCUUGUGACUGACCUUGAGGGGCUCUCGCUGGCCGACACUUCUCUAGGUGCCGCUAUGAUCAGUCCUGUCUAUGGGACGGUGAAGACAUACGAGCUGCUGCAUCGCAUGACGGGAGAAGGUCUUUCUGUUGAGUAUUACUUCAGCCGGCAACCUUUUAGUCUUGACUCCCGCAUGGUGGCCGUGCAGAUUCAGAUCUCCAACAACACCGCUGCCGAGGUGAAGAAUAUCCGCGUCCAUGAGCCCAAGCUGCUCUCGGGCAUGCGUGUCCAGGAAUUCAAGGAGAUCGAGUCUCUGGCACCUGGUGAAACGGUCAGUGUGAUUAUGGGCAUAGACUUUUGUGACUCCACCCAAGCCGCCAGCUUCCAGCUGUGCACCCACACUCGCCAGUUCUACGUGUCCAUCCAGCCCCCAGUGGGGGAACUCAUGGCUCCCAUGUUCAUGAGCGAGAACGAGUUCAAGAAGGAGCAAGGGAAGCUAACGGGGAUGAGUGAGAUCACGGAGAAGUUGACUCUACCGGACAAAUGCCAGAGUGACCACGUGAUUGUGCAGCAAGUGACCGCUGCGGCUAAUGUUAGCCGUGUGCCCUGCGGUUCAGACAAAGAAUACCGGUUUGCUGCGAAGACAGUUAGUAGUGGAAGCCUCAUCCUCAUCACACUGGAGAAGAAGACGAGCAACAUGGCUCACCUAACCAUCAACAGCGAGAAGAUGCUAAUUGGCACCAUGCUGGUGAAGGACAUAAUCCAUUCCUUGACGCAGUGACCGGAUGGCUUCUCUAUCUCUUGUCGCACCCAUUUCAGACAUCCGACCCCUUCCUUCUUGAUUCAGCCACCUGUCUCCCUGCACCCAGGUUACUUUGCUGUGUCUCCCUGUCCCUACAUAAAAGUACAGGUUGAGUCUGAGGUAGGGGGACAGAUAGGAAACCAUUCGGGGUAGGAAAUGAGGCCCAGCCUCCCACAUAGAUAAAAGAAGUUAGCUCAGCAGCAAACAGAGUAGGGCUGGGCCAUUUGUGGCCCCAGAUGUUUUGGCCUACAACUCCUCUAUCAGCCCUAGCCAGCAUAGCCAAUGACAAGGGAUCAUGGGAGCUGUGGCGCUCCACAUGUUUAGGCCUACAAGUGGGCCAACCCAGAAGUAGAAGGUACUGAAGAUCCCUGUGUGACUCUGACAUCCUUGUUGUGCGAUGGGUCCCCCCUCCUUUCCCUAGUUUUUCUGUUCUGUGGCUCUAUUUAUUAUGGGCAGAGACCAUUCAAUAAAAAUUUGUCCUGAAAUUCA
Messenger RNA from Elgaria multicarinata webbii, 4287 nucleotides. RefSeq names its product adaptor related protein complex 3 subunit beta 2 (gene AP3B2). The record is from RefSeq and is a predicted model, not a curated record. Gene Ontology annotation, biological process: vesicle-mediated transport; anterograde synaptic vesicle transport; intracellular protein transport. Bases 283 to 3777 code for a protein of 1164 amino acids. The transcript has 28 exons. Lineage: Eukaryota; Metazoa; Chordata; Lepidosauria; Squamata; Anguidae. Gene Ontology annotation, cellular component: membrane coat; AP-3 adaptor complex.